AUGGAGUUGCGUGUUAUAUUUUCAAACUUUAUCAAUAGCAAAUCAACAGCUGAUUGUGGAUCAUAUUUUAAAGAUAAAAACAUUGUAGCGGUUGAAUUUUUUAUAGAUGAGUGGACCGCGGGAAACAAUUCAUCAAUAAAUAAGAAUCAAUCUACUAUUCAAGACUUAAUAGAUUAUCAAACAAAUUCAUUUUCGAUGAAAUCGUAUGCAUUGUUAAAAUUGAUAAAAGAUAAUGUUCAAUCUCAACAACAACAACCACAAUCAUUGAGUGGUAGUAGUGAUAGCGAUGAUAUUGUUGGUUCAACACCGACUCUGACCAACAGUAGUGAACAUGUAAAGGAUGCUGCCGAUACCGACAAGGUGUUGGCUGCUCUAGCCACAAAGUAUCCGGGUCACAUCGUCAAGACAAGCAACAGCGGUGGCGGUGGCGAUUUCAUUUGGUUCAACUACGGUGGAUCGAUCUCAAAGAUCAUGGUGGUUCACGCUUCCUUCACAGAGCUAGUGGCGAUCGUCAAGUUCCCAUUCGGCAACAGCUCACUCUAUAGCGCUCCGCUGCCACAGGAAACCUAUUCGUUCAUCAUGAAGGGCGAGUGUCUCACCUGCACCGAUUGUACUCUCACCGAACUAUUAUUGAAUCAAAAAGUUUAA
Messenger RNA from Heterostelium album PN500, 648 nucleotides. RefSeq lists its product as uncharacterized. The transcript is spliced from 6 exons. Bases 1 to 648 code for a protein of 215 amino acids. The record is from RefSeq and is a predicted model, not a curated record. NCBI's taxonomy places the organism in Eukaryota, Evosea, Eumycetozoa, Acytosteliales, Acytosteliaceae.